AUGGCGAAGAAAGAGGCAAAGUUAGGGGUUACGGCGGUGAAAAUGAUGACUUUUGAACGCCUGCAUGCAGAACUCGAGGACAAAGGUGGGGAUAAGAAGUUAUACAGACUAUCCAAGGAAAGGGAGAGAAGGGCGGGUGACCUGGAUCAGGUGAAGUGCAUCAAGGACGAAGACGACAGAAUACUAGUGGAGCACUCGAAAGCUAGGUCAGGUUUGGAUAGACUGACUGCAUUGUUUAAUGUCAUUUUUAAGACGACGAGAAUGCCCGAAGAAUGGAGGUGGAGUACAAUGAUUCCUUUGUACAAGACCAAGGGUGACAUCCAGAGUUGCAACAACUAUAGGGCUAUUAAGUUGCUAAGCCACACUAUGAAAGUCUGGGAGAGCGUGGUAGAGAUGAAGACUCUAGAGUCUAAAGGUUUCAGGUUGAGUAGGACCAAGACAGAAUACUUGGAGUGCAAGUUCAGUAAUACUAACGAGCAUGAGGCAGGCGUGAAAGUGUGGCUUAAUACUCAGGUUAUUCAAAAGAAAGGAAGUUUCAAGUAUCAUGGGUCUAUUAUCCAAGGGAAUUGA
This is a messenger RNA of Lycium barbarum (goji berry), 570 nucleotides long. RefSeq lists its product as uncharacterized. Lineage: Eukaryota; Viridiplantae; Streptophyta; Magnoliopsida; Solanales; Solanaceae. The transcript has 3 exons. The record is from RefSeq and is a predicted model, not a curated record. The coding region runs from base 1 to 570 and encodes 189 amino acids.